This is a messenger RNA of Epithele typhae, 948 nucleotides long. RefSeq lists its product as uncharacterized. The record is from RefSeq and is a predicted model, not a curated record. NCBI's taxonomy places the organism in Eukaryota, Fungi, Basidiomycota, Agaricomycetes, Polyporales, Epitheliaceae. The transcript is spliced from 4 exons. The coding region runs from base 1 to 948 and encodes 315 amino acids.
AUGCCCCCCAAGAAGAAACAACAAGUGGCCGAGUCCGAGGUGAGCCCGAGCGGACGCGUGGUGAUAUUGGAUGGCGCCUCAACAGCGUCGGGAAGUGGGACGAAGAAGCGGACGCGCAAGGAGGCGAGCGAGCCCAAGCAGCGCAAGGAGCCCAAGGAGCCCAAGGCCGACAAGGGGCCGUCUCGAGCAAAGAAGAUGAAGGACGAGGUCGACGUCGAGGCGGCCGGUCGCAUGUUGCAGCUGUCGCAAACGCCGAGCACGAGCGUAGCGAGCGCGACGAAGACCGGGUCCAGCCAGACUGACGCGAAGCAGGAGUCGGACUCCGCACAGCAGGCCGAGGCCGACAACGCCUUCCUCGGGUUCGGGCGAGUCGACUUCUGCAGCCAGGAGAAGAUGCUGUGGACGUCGGGGUCGACGAACAACCGCGCGCUGAACAUGGUCCACGUCGGCAACAUCGCUGAGAACCUCGUUCUCGAGGGGGUCUUGGACGACGACCCCACCCGCAUGUUGAUCUUCGAGAUCUACCCGGAGCAUCUCGACGAGAACACCGUCUUGGCGAAGACCGCGGACGAUCCGGCGAGCUUUCCGCUCGUCAAGUUGAGCGAGCAGGGCAAGAGCUUCUCGCACCUCUUGCUCGCGGGAAACCAUCGGCUGCACGCACUGCUGGAUCGCCAGAAGAAGGACGCCGCGAUCCUCAAGGCGCAGAUCCGCCGGCUGAAGGAGCUCGAGAUCUCUGUCGGUCUGACCGAGGAAGGGCAGACGACGCUGCCCCAGCUCCCGGAGCAUGAGCCGAUCGCGGACCUGAAGCGGGAGAUCGCGGCCACGGAAGACCGGAUCGAGCACAUGAGGUUCUGGAGGUGCAAGUUUUAUCACUCUGGGAAGCUCACGGAUCGGGCGCGUCGUCACCUCGCGCGGAACAUCACGCAGCACAUCCGCGUUCAGACCUAG